This is a messenger RNA of Ilex paraguariensis (yerba mate), 279 nucleotides long. The record is from the annotation of a GenBank genome assembly. NCBI's taxonomy places the organism in Eukaryota, Viridiplantae, Streptophyta, Magnoliopsida, Aquifoliales, Aquifoliaceae.
AUGAACAAAGAGAUUAUGGGAAACACCCAUAAAGCUUUGUGUUCUAAUAAGGUCAAGGCGAGGGAUGAUUUGGUUCUUCAUGAGCCAAAAGAUGAUCCUCGAAAUUGGGGCUAUUAUUCGGAUGGGGAAUCUCUCCUCUCUCAUGUCUUGGAAGGUUGGGAGGUAUUCAAUGAGCGUAGCAAGGAAUUAAAGAAAAAGUUUGAGAGAGGAAAAAGAUCAAUAAGGGCUUCUCUGGUGCCUUCUUCAAUAGUGUCACAUCUGUUUCUUCUCAUGUUCUAA